CUCGAUCCCUAGUAAGUUAAUUCAUUCUUUCAGACAACAACCUCUUUAUGAGGAUUCAUUUCAUACAGACAUCUCAUUUAAUAGGUGCUGCAUAUUUUUAAACAUAUACAGGGGAUUGUCAAGUCAGUCUGGGAAGUUUGAUGCACCGGGACAGCCAGAAGUAAAGCUGCCAGCGGGUCACUGGAGUGAAGUGAACUAAGUGCGACUCGAGUUACAGAAACGCAGAUCUUCUGCUAUACAGCAAGUCUUAUAUCGUAUAUGCUAUAGUCUGUUUACCUGUGUCAGGAGUGAUAACGUGGCACAAAGCCCUCCAAGAUGGAGUUUGCAGCGAUCUUUGCUCUGUCGCUACUGAUAGGCGCGCUGGUUGUGUUGGUGGCCGUGGCGGUUGGCAGACAGAAAGGCGAAUUGUCAGAACAGAAGAAAGACUCCCCUGGGGAGGAAAACACAGCAAAAGCUCCUUCCAGAAAGCAGAAGCAGCAGCAGCAACAGCAGCGUCCCCGUAAGGAGAGACCGCAGCAGCACACCUUCACACACCAGCUCCUGGCUUCCGCCCUUAAGAGUCACAGUGGUCAUGUGACCUGCCUGGACUUUAGCAGCAAUGGCAAAUACCUUGCUUCUUGCUCAGAUGACCGAACCAUCAGGAUUUGGAGCACUAAAGACUUCCUGGACCGAGAUCACAAGUGCUUGCGAGCCAACAUUGAGUUUGACCACGCCACGCUCGUCCGUUUCAGCCCAGAUUCCCGAGCUUUUAUCACCUGGUUGGCUAAUGGAGAGACCAUUCGUAUCUAUAAGAUGGUCAAAAAGGAUGAUGGGACGUUCAAUUUCAAAGCCGCCCCUGGAGAUUUCCCUCAGAAACACAAGGGAGUGAUUAUCAACAUUGGAAUUGCUGAGACGGGCAAAUUUAUCAUGUCUGCCUCUGUUGACACAACCAUUGUGAUCUGGGACCUGAAGGGAGAGGUUUUAGCCACUAUUAACACCAAUCAGAUGACUAACUCGCAUGCAGCGGUGUCACCAUGUGGAAGGUUUGUAGCGUCCUGUGGCUUCACCCCGGAUGUGAAGGUGUGGGAGGUUUGCUUUGGUAAAUCAGGGGAGUUCAGAGAAGUGGCCCGUGCCUUUGACCUGAAGGGACACUCGGCUGGGGUUUACUCCUUUGAUUUCUCCAAUGACUCUCGAAGAAUGGUGACGGUGUCCAAAGACGGCACAUGGAAGCUGUGGGACACUGAUGUGGAGUAUAAGAAAAAGCAGGACCCGUAUUUGCUCCGGACGGUGCCGUGUAAAGUAUCCGAGGGCAGCCGCAUCGCCCUGUCCCCCGACGGUCGCGUAGUCGCCAUAUCAAACGUCUGCGAUAUAGCCAUGUAUAACGCCACCACCGGUGAACUAGAAGAGGAGUUUCACAGCGUUCACAACGGGGAAAUAACCGACCUGAAGUUCGACAUCAACAACCGCUUCCUACUGAGCACCGGAGAUCGAGUCAUCCGCGUUUUUCACAACGUGACCGGCUACCGAGCCGCCAUCCAAGACAUGCAGACCAUGCUGAAGAAAGCCUCAAAUGAUGGAGUGAGACAGAGACUCCGGCAGCAGAUCACGGACGCUCAGAGCGCUCUGGACACUGUGCUGAACGCUGCCAAAAACUAAAGCCUGAAGGUUUUCACGAGUGCAGAAACGAGUGGGUUUGGCAUGCUAGUUUUAUUGAAUAAAUCGAGUGUUUAUAA
This is a messenger RNA of Danio rerio (zebrafish), 1712 nucleotides long. It is a transcript of the gene tbl2, whose product is annotated as transducin beta like 2. The record is from RefSeq and is marked provisional. NCBI's taxonomy places the organism in Eukaryota, Metazoa, Chordata, Actinopteri, Cypriniformes, Danionidae.